Parnassius apollo (apollo) is the source of this 696-nucleotide messenger RNA. The record is from the annotation of a GenBank genome assembly. Lineage: Eukaryota; Metazoa; Arthropoda; Insecta; Lepidoptera; Papilionidae.
AUGGAUAUAAACAUGAUUGACUUGAUGGAUUUAGAAGAUUUGGACAUGCUAGAGACCACUCGGCGACCUGAUAGACAUCGUCAACGUAUGAAUACUUUUGAAUUGAGUGACGAAAAUUUUAGGUAUAAGUAUAGGUUCUCAAAACGUUUCGGUAAAAAAAUUGUGGAUCUUUUACGUGAGGAUUUAGUGCACGACUCUCGAGGAUGCCCACUGAGUCCUGAAAUCCAAGUAGUUUGUGCAUUACGCAACUGGGCUCGCCAUGAAAUUCAAGACGAUACAGGUGAUUUACAUGGUGUGUCUCAACCAAUAGUCAGUAGGACAUGUAAAAGAGUAGCGGAAAUUUUGUCACGAAUGUCCCGAGAAUUUAUUAAAAUGCCUACUUCUUUAAAUGAACAACAGGAAACCAUUAGGAAAUUCCGCAGUAUUGCUAAUUUUCCUACAGUAAUUGGCGCAAUUGACUGUACUCACAUAAGAAUAAAGAAAGUAAAUGCUAAUGGGGGUCAGUUAUAUAUUAAUAGAAAAGGAUUUUCUUCAAUUAAUGUACAGGUGGUUUGUGAUGCUAACCUGAAAAUCAUGGACAUUGUUACUAGGUGGCGUGGCAGCGUACAUGACUCUAGAAUAUUCCGAGAAUGGGAAAUAUUAGGAGAAGACAGUUUAUUGAAAAUCAUUUUCAGUAGACAUAAUACUCAUUUAUAA